Messenger RNA from Paramuricea clavata, 1230 nucleotides. The record is from the annotation of a GenBank genome assembly. NCBI's taxonomy places the organism in Eukaryota, Metazoa, Cnidaria, Anthozoa, Malacalcyonacea, Plexauridae.
AUGGACUGGGACGAUGAUUAUCACGAUGAAAGUGAAUUUUAUUACCCAGAAGAGCUGGAAAAUGGUCCUGAAAACGUAAACAUAAACACGAACGAGGACGACAAUACCGAAAACUAUGCACUAGAAAACAUUCAAGAUUACAUCAUGGCUCAACGCCCAGAAAGUACGGUAAAGAAAACUCAGUACGACAUGACUGUGUGGAGACGUUACCUUGACAGCAUAAAUGAAAGACGAGAAGUAGAAAACAUACCUUCCGAUGAGCUUAACGUGCUUAUGUGUCGAUUUUUCAUGUCCGUAAAGAAGAAAGACGGCAGCCAUUACGAACCCGUGUCUUUGACUUCCUUUCACCGAAGUUUGCAGCGUUUCUUGAACGACAAAGGCUCCCAUCAAAACCUGCUAAAAGACCAACAGUUCAAAAAGUCCAGAGAAGUAUUGUCUGCCAGAAAAAAAAAACAGUUGGUCGUUGAAAACGCGAAAGGAAACCGGCCUCAAGCAGCCCGAGAACUCACAGCCGAAGAGGAAGACGAACUCUUUCGCUUAGGCGAGUUUGGCGACUCAAAUCCAGAAGCUCUGCAGAGAACGGUAUGGUGGCUCCUCUCGCUACAUUUUGGCUUUCGUGCACGAGACGAGGGCAGGCGAUUAAAGUGGGGAGACGAAAAGCUUUGCAAAGACCCAACGACUGUCAACGAGUUCUUGCUGUGGGAAGCAGAAAGAGGGUCCAAAACAAGGCAUGGAGACGAUUAUUAUCGAGCAUUCAACCCCGUGGCUCAAGCUACAAGCAACGACCGAUGUCCGGUAAAGUUUGAUAAAGAAUUCAGUAGACGUCGCCCAGAUGAAAUGAAAACCGCCGAGUCUCCCUUCUACUUGGCGAUCAACCGCAAACGAGUGCCUCAAAAUCCAAUAUGGUAUGCAAAAGGCCCACUAGGAAAGAACGAAAUUGGCAAAUUUCUGGUUAAUGCAGCCAAAAAUGCAGAUAUCCAGGGCAAUAUUACCAAUCACAGUGUGAGAAAAACAUGUAUUUCUCCAUUAAUGGAAGCCAACGUCCUUACCAACUACGCAGCCCAACUCAGUGGACAUAGAAAUCUCAAAAGCCUUGAUUCGUAUAAAACAGCAUCCGUUGUACAUCAGCGAAAAAUGUCCCGUAUUCUCGGCCGUUCGGGAGAACAGUUUGGCCAAGAAAACACCAGAAUUGACCAGGCAAUCGGCCCCAUCUUCAAACACAAUCGCUAA